AUGGCCUACAACGCCGUUUCUCAGGCCGACCACGAGGUGGCAUCCAAUGCGACCGAUUCGGACCAUUCCCGUAGUCCGUCGCCGCACUCUCAGCACAAUGGUCACUUCCAGCAGUUGCCGCUGGACGCCGACCACAUCGGGGCGGGCUCAUACCUCCAACCCGCCAAGUCGAAUGAAGACUCGGGCGUCAAGAGACUGGGCUCUAUGAUUCGAUCGAUGACCUCAACCAGCUAUGAUAUAGUGGAGGAAGAUGACUACGAACUGCCUGCCGAUCCUUCUGCGGACCAGAGUUCCAAUAGUCCCCGUUACGUCCCUCCGCUAAGGACAGUCCCUCAGACUAGUUCUACGACUACCACCGCUACCGAUGCCCACACCCCUGAACCGGCCCUGCGGACUCCAGUCACCGACCAGCCGGUCCCUCUCAGUCAUCCUACGCCCGACCUUCAAUCGCUGCAAGGAGCCUACAUCAAUAAUGUAGAGCGGCUUGAAAGGAGCGCUGAACGCAUGAGCCUGAGUUCCAAUAUCGGGGACGAAAUUCGCAAAAUGGACCAGGAACAAAAGCGACGCUCUAGUUCAGCCUCCAAUUCCACUCACGCCAGCAAUUACGACGGCCUCAAAACAAGUCUGUCGUCUCGCCACGGCUCCAUACAGUCCUCCCGUUUGGCACAGGUUGCAGAACACGCCCCUACACGAUUCUACGGCGAUUCCACCACUCGAGUUCCUGCGAUGCCCUACCUUCCUCCUCCCCCCGCGCCGGCUGCGCACAGCGAGCACGACUUUGUCCAGCAGGAUUACUACGACCAGGAGCUGGGAGAAGAGCUCGAACGGACAUAUACGGCGGCUUCCACCGAUACAUAUCAACAGGCUAGGGUCCUCUUCAACGACUUUGAUGGCGUCCAUUAUGUUCCGAAUGAGAAUCAUCUGGGCCGACGAGUGUCGCUAACGCGACCACCCUUGGCAAGCAGAUCCGAGGCAUACAAGGAGCCGCAGGCAGGCGAGAAUAUGGUUUACUACCCUGCCCCUGUGCCAAGGAUGUUGAAUCUACCACCUCGUUUGUCGCAGAAAAAUGAUCAACCACGAGGCAAACGUCGUUCACAGCUCCUUGGUGUGCUCGCUGCCAAAAACCGCAAGUCCACACAGUUAGCCGCUGGUCAAGAUCUAGGCGAUGGUAGUGAGUCAAGUCAUAACAACCAGCCGACAAGCGUACCUCCCCAGCUGCGCGCGAGUAUGUUUUUCGAGCAACCAGCUAGAGCCGUUGAUGUAGAGGUCACCCAGGCUUCUGCGGUGGCAACACUAGACAACAUCCUUGAUGCUUCGACGACUGCACCCGUCAGUGCAUUCACGGGGCAAUUGGACCCCAAAGGGUUCAGUCAAGCAAGCCGCAAACUAUCAUCGAGGGAUUUGACAGAACAGCGAAAGACGCUGAACUCCACAAGUAUGCUUGGGCUUGACCAUCGCUUGUCCGAUCCGGAUCUUAAAGAUGUGCCUCUUGGUUCGAGUCGCUUACACAACCAAACUGAAGGCGAGGCUGCGGAUGUGCAUGAAGGCACAUCUUUACGGGAUGACAACCAAGACGCGCUUGGCGGUCCUGAUGCUCCCGAAGCCGAUGGGGAAGAGCACAAUCACGAAGAGCCUGAAGCUGAUUUCACCGGGCCCCCCAACACGCUGCUGGCCGAGCUUGAAUAUCGAAAGAGCGAAUUGAAACAACGACUGCGAUCGGCCCCCGAGACUACGGCGUUGCAUUCGACUCUUCUCCAGCUCGAAGCGGUUGCGCAGAAGCAGAGUGAACAUCGACGGCAAAGACCAGUGACCUUGGCAUGGGAAGCCCCAGAUGCUCAUCCCCAAGAAGGUGACGAUGACGAUGAUGUGCCCCUGGGCAUGCUGUUUCCCGACAAGGCCAAUGCGGUCACUGAAGUGCGUCCGUUGGGAUUGGUGGAAAGAAGGGAACUGGAAGAGUCGGAGCCUCUCAGUAGGCGCCGUGCCAGACUCCGGGGUGAGCCCGCCCCGCGCAGCCCUGAAAGGCGCCCGGCCACCAUGUAUUCCACGGGCGCACCAGACAGUCAGCCGCAAGAAGAUAGUGGUGACGAAGGCGAGACUCUAGCCCAACGCUUGAAGCGGCUCAAAGAAAAGGACCAGCCGAGUGCACCCGCCGACAGUGAUUUUGCGAACGAGAUUUUGGCGGAGAUCAAACAGGUUGGGGACGAUGAAGAGGCCACCCAAGAGAAGGAAACGCCACCGGAAGAUGAAACUCUGGCCCAACGUCGAGCUCGCCUGCAGAAGGAGGCUGAGGCUGAGGCUCGACAAAACUCCACAUUGAAGAUCCCCCGGUACCGAAGAAGUAUGGCAGACAUCCUUCACGCUCGACGUCCCACUACUGUUGGACGGCAGUCGACAAUGCGCACUGCAGCGCCUCAGCCGAUGCCUCAGCGCACACUGGACCAUCGAAUGUCUCUCCAGCAGUUUCCAUCGAAUUAUGGGCCGAUGCCGGGUGCUGGGUAUGCCCAAUACCAGGGGCCCGCCGGCACGGUACCAUAUGGCCCCGGAAUGGUGCAUCCCAAUACCUUCUACAGCGAUGCAUUACUAGGCAUGAACCAUCUCAGUUAUGCUGUGCCGCCUAAAGCGAAGAUGGUCCGACCGGUCAAUGAACCGGGGCAGCGGGAGAUUAUCGACCGCUGGCGACAGAGCAUCGUCUAA
Molecule: messenger RNA, 2694 nt
Organism: Aspergillus niger
Lineage: Eukaryota; Fungi; Ascomycota; Eurotiomycetes; Eurotiales; Aspergillaceae
Exons: 1
Coding region: 1-2694 (897 amino acids)
Source: RefSeq, a predicted model, not a curated record